Molecule: messenger RNA, 654 nt
Organism: Spea bombifrons (plains spadefoot toad)
Lineage: Eukaryota; Metazoa; Chordata; Amphibia; Anura; Pelobatidae
Product: cyclin-dependent kinase 5 activator 1-like
Exons: 1
Coding region: 1-654 (217 amino acids)
Biological process (GO): activation of protein kinase activity; positive regulation of cyclin-dependent protein serine/threonine kinase activity; brain development
Cellular component (GO): protein kinase 5 complex; cytoplasm
Molecular function (GO): protein kinase binding; cyclin-dependent protein serine/threonine kinase activator activity
Source: RefSeq, a predicted model, not a curated record
AUGGCUUCUCAGGAGAAAAAGACAGGGAAAUCGCUCAAGAGGCGCUCUUCGGUCAGCACAUCAGACCCGCCCUUGAAGAGGUUUCUGGCUCGGGUUUUGAACAAGCAGCCAGAAGACAACGAACCGACCAGCAGCGGCCAGAACACCGUGCCCGAUCCCAACAAUUUACCAUCACAACGGGACCUGGAGCCGCUUGAUACCAUCAAGGUGCUGCAUUGGUUUGGUAGAUUUAUCUGCGGCAGGUGUCCUAUGAUACCAUCUCUCAGUCCCAUGGACCCUGUGCGCUGGAUUGUUAAUGUGGACAGAGCCCUCUACCUCCAAGGAUGGCAGGCAGAGCCAUUCCUAACACCAGCUACCGUCACCUUUCUUUACUUGGUGUGUAGAGAGGCCAUCUCCAGCUGUCUGGUCAGCAAGCAGGAGUUAAAGGCAGCUCUCAUGGCCUGCCUGUACGUGUCCUAUUCUUACACGGGUGCGAGGACAUCAUACCCCUUCGGGCUCUUCAUUGCAGGCAGCGUGAAGGAGGCUUUUUGGAAUAGAUGCCUGGCUGUCGCCAUAACAAUGAGUGGAGAAAUGCUGCGCAUCUACAACGACCCAGCAUACUUCGCUGAGACCUUCGCGGAUCUGAAGGCUGAAGGCGACUGGGAGAGGAGCUAA